Callorhinchus milii (elephant shark) is the source of this 2391-nucleotide messenger RNA. Its product is annotated as extracellular calcium-sensing receptor-like. Lineage: Eukaryota; Metazoa; Chordata; Chondrichthyes; Chimaeriformes; Callorhinchidae. The transcript has 5 exons. Bases 28 to 2391 code for a protein of 787 amino acids. The record is from RefSeq and is a predicted model, not a curated record. Gene Ontology annotation, molecular function: G protein-coupled receptor activity. Gene Ontology annotation, cellular component: membrane. Gene Ontology annotation, biological process: G protein-coupled receptor signaling pathway.
CUGAGAGGACUCCGCUGGGUUCAGACAAUGAUCUUUACAAUAGAGGAAAUUAACAGGAAUCCAGCUCUGCUUCCCAACACAACCUUGGGUUACAGGGUUAUGGACAGCUGCGACACAUCAUCAGAAGCGCUGAAAUGCACUCUCCAAUUCCUUAACCAAGAUGAGGAAAAGGCUCCUUUGGGUCACCAGUGUGACAGAUCCCCGUCUGUGCCUCUUAUCAUCGGGGAUGCCGGGUCAUCCCACUCCGCUGCUGUAUCCCGCAUUGUGGGCCUUUUUGGGAUUCCCUUGGUGAGUUAUUUUGCGACCUGCGCAUGUCUUAGCGACAAGCGAGAGUUUCCCACGUUUCUCAGGACGGUUCCCAGCGACGCUGUUCAAGUCAAAGCAUUGGUCAGUCUAGUCCAACGUUUCCAAUGGACUUGGGUCGGGGUUGUGGCCGCUGACAGUGACUAUGGCCAAUUUGGCAUUCAAUCUUUUAUUGAGGAAGUCACAAACUCCAAUGUCUGCAUUGCCUACAUUGAAUUCAUCCCUCCGGUUCGGACCAGAGAUAUGAUCCAGCAGAUUGUAAAUACCAUUGGGACAUCCUCGGCCAGAGUAAUGGUGUUGUUCUGCGGGGAGAGUGACACUCUGGUCGUGAUUGAGGGAUUGAAAGAGCAGAACAUUACUGACAUACAGCUGAUAGCAAGCGAAGCCUGGGUGACGUCAUCCUUGUUAUGGACAGAGGAAACUCAGGAGUUACUGUCUGGAACAAUAGGUUUCGGAAUUCGCAAAGCAGAAAUUCCCGGGCUGAGAGAAUUCCUUGUCAAACUCCAUCCUUCCACAGCGCCAGAUAAUCCGUUUGUGAGGGAACUCUGGCAAGAAGUAUUUGGGUGUGAAUUGGAAACAAGGAUUGGAUUGUUGGAACAGAAUACAUCCUUAUCUCCUUAUGGGCCGUGCACAGGACUGGAGAACUUGGAGACAAUUGAGAACAUAUACACCGAUGUCUCCCAGUUAAGAGUUUCAUACAAUGUGUAUAAAGCUGUCUAUGCCGCAGCCUACGCACUUCAUAAUUUGCUGUCAUGUGAACUUGAAAAAGAUCCAUUUACCGAUAACACAUGUGGCCAAAAAUUCACCAUUUUGCCUUGGCAGCUUCUGCACUACCUCAAGGAGGUGAGGUUUACCAAUGGGUUUGGAGAAGACAUCGCCUUUGAUGACUAUGGAGAUCCCAUCGCUUCGUAUGAUCUCAUCAACUGGCAAAGGACAGCUAAUGGUUCUGUAGACUUUGUUAAAGUUGGGUAUUAUGAUGCAGCAUUGCUUCCAGGGGAAGAACUAGUAUUGGAUGAAAGUACUAUCUAUUGGAAUGGAAGACAAAAUAAUGUGCCAAUCUCAGUGUGCAGCCUAAGCUGUCCUCCAGGAAGCAGAAAAGCGGCUCGAAAGGAUCAGCCGAUCUGUUGCUUUGAUUGUAUAGUCUGUGCCGAUGGGGAGGUCAGUAACCAAACAGAUUCUGUCGAAUGCUUGAGAUGCUCAGUACAUCACUGGUCGAAUGAUAGAAGAACAGAAUGCAUUCUGAAAGACACAGAAUAUCUCUCCUUCCAAGACACCAUGGGGAUAACACUCACAGUCAUCUCACUGUCUGGGGCUUGUAUCACAGUGACUGUCGCAUGUGUGUUCUUAUAUUUCAUAAAGACUCCCAUUGUAAAGGCUAACAAUUCUGAACUCAGUUUCCUACUACUGACAUCAUUAAUCCUGUGUUUUCUGUGCGCCAUUGCCUUCAUUGGACAGCCAACAGCUUGGUCAUGUAUGGUGUGCCACACUGUGUUUGGAAUCAGUUUUGUUUUGUGCAUUUCCUGUAUUCUUGGUAAAACACUAGUGGUGCUGAUGGCGUUCAGAGCAACACUGCCGGGCAGUAACGUAAUGAAAUGGUUUGGAGCCACACAGCAAAGGUCAAUUGUCUUCAUCACUACAUUGAUUCAAAUGAUUCUAUGUAUAAUAUGGUUGACCACAUCACCUCCAUUCCCAGCCAAAAACUUUAAGUAUCACAAGGCAAAGAUUAUCCUUGAAUGUGAUGUGGGCUCCACUGUGGCCUUCUGCUGUGUGUUGGGUUACAUUGGGCUAUUAGCCGGGACUUGUUUUAUUUUAGCUUUCUUAGCUCGAAAGUUACCAGAUCAGUUCAAUGAGGCUAAAUAUAUAACCUUCAGCAUCCUGAUCUUUUUUACAGUGUGGGUAACGUUUAUACCAGCAUAUGUCAGCACUCCUGGCAAAUACACUGUGGCUGUGGAGAUAUUUGCCAUAUUGGCUUCAAGCUUUGGUCUCCUUUUCUGUAUCUUUGUUCCAAAAUGUUACAUUAUCUUGUUAAAGCCAGAACACAACACCAAGAAACAUCUGAUGGGUAAACCAGUAAUAAACAGAAGAUGA